Molecule: messenger RNA, 1554 nt
Organism: Cyphellophora europaea CBS 101466
Lineage: Eukaryota; Fungi; Ascomycota; Eurotiomycetes; Chaetothyriales; Cyphellophoraceae
Exons: 4
Coding region: 1-1554 (517 amino acids)
Biological process (GO): transmembrane transport
Cellular component (GO): membrane
Molecular function (GO): transmembrane transporter activity
Source: RefSeq, a predicted model, not a curated record
AUGGCUGAGAAAGCUCAAACUACCCAUGACGCAGAGGCUAGGCGCGAUGGAUCCGAAUCGCCACACUUCGACGAGAAGGGAGACCUCCAGACCGUCGAUGCUGGCCUUUCUGCUGACCAGGUCGUCGCUGAGUAUGACGAGAAAGAAACUCAAAGGAUCAUGAGGAAGAUCGACUACCGCUUGAUCCCACUGCUCGCCGUCCUCUAUCUUCUGGCCUAUAUCGAUCGAAGCAAUUUGGGCAAUGCCAAAAUUGCUGGCAUGGAAGAAGAUCUCAACCUCAUUAACAUGCGAUACAACACUGCCCUUACGGUGUUCUUCGUGCCUUACGCGCUACUGGAGGUUCCAAGUAACAUUGUCCUCAAGAUGCUACGCCCAUCAAUCUGGAUCUCGAUUCUGUGCUUCUGUUGGGGUUUGGUCAUGACUCUUAUGGGCCUUGUGACUACCUACGGCGGCCUAGUCGUCGCGCGAUUCUUUCUCGGUGUUGCCGAAGCCGGAUUUUUCCCAGCAGCCACUUUCCUUCUGACGAUCUGGUAUCAACGCUACGAGGUCCAACGUAGGAUGGCCGUCUUCUACGCCGCUGCGUCCUUGUCCGGCGCCUUCUCUGGUCUUCUGGCUUUCGCCAUAGAAAAAAUGGACGGCAUUCAAGGUCUCGCUGGAUGGAAAUGGAUCUUCAUUCUGGAAGGUCUCGCUCCUGUGGCGGUGUCCUUCUCGCUAUACUUUCUGCUGCCCGACAAACCCGAGACGGCAAAGUUCCUCACCAAGCGGGAACGUGAGUUUGUCAUCAACAGGAUUGCUCUGUACACGGGCUCGGGUCACGGCCGCACUACCAACUCCGACAAGGUGGAAUGGAAGUAUAUCAAAGCUGCCUUCUCGGACUGGAAGGUAUGGGCUGCGAUUGUUCCGUUCUGGGCGUGUUCCAUUGGUACCUACGGGUUUACUGCCACCGUCCCUACAAUCGUCAAGGCCAUGGGAUACAGUUCUGCAAACGCACAACUGAUGACGGUGCCGAUCUAUGUGGCGGGCAUGGUGGCCACGGUCAUCGUUGCCUGGUGGUCCGAUCACGCUCAGCAACGCACGCCAUUCAUCAUGGGAGGCUUCUCCAUUGCGGUCGUUGGAUUCAUUGGUGAACUGGCCAUCCCGCAUCCAAAGCUUCCCGGCGUUACCUACUUCUUCCUAUUCCUCGUCGCCAUCGGCCUCUACUGUCCCUUCGUCUGCGUCGUCACACUGGUCGGUAACAACCUGGCACCGUCCUCCAAGCGAGCCGUGGGCAUGGCUCUAUUGAUCUCUGUGGGCAACCUUGGGGGCAUCUGUGGCAGCAACAUUUUCUUCACAUCUGACGCUCCUAAAUACCCUACCGGCUUCGGGUUCUGCCUGGCCAUCUGUGCCGCUGGUAUCAUCGCGGCAUUCGUUCUUCGCAAGGCAUACCAGCGACAAAACAAACGGCGGGACGAUAUCUUGGCAGCAGAGGGUGAGGAAGGUCUCAAAGCCAAGUACACCGAUGAGGAGUUGCUUUCGAUGGGUGAUAAGAGUCCCUUCUUUCGCUAUACGCUGUGA